Molecule: messenger RNA, 2179 nt
Organism: Daucus carota subsp. sativus
Lineage: Eukaryota; Viridiplantae; Streptophyta; Magnoliopsida; Apiales; Apiaceae
Product: protein ALP1-like
Exons: 1
Coding region: 368-1978 (536 amino acids)
Source: RefSeq, a predicted model, not a curated record
AAUACGCAAAACCAAACUGUCCAACCGCGUAGUCUCUCAUUAGUCACCGUCUUUUACCUGCACACACCUGUGUGUGUAUUUUACACACACAUAUAAAUACAUUUCACCAUUUUCUCAUUUCCCUCGAAGCUUCCUUUCAUAUCAAGCCCCUUGCUUUCACACUACUGCUUCCCUUCUUUUCAACUCCCCAUUUCCCAUACAUCUCUCUCUCUCUCUCUCUCUCUCUCUCUCUCUGCCGAAAUAUGUACCUGUCAGAUUAUUUGUCAACGUAAUCUCGUAACGCGUUCACACAUUUUUUUCAUUCAGACAAUUGGUCGAACAUUUCAACUGCAACUACUUUUUAUUACUAUUCUUUUAGCUUUCCUAUAUGAAACUCCCAUCUUUCUUCGAAGAAGGCGAUUCUUAUAUUCACAACUUGCUUAAAGAGACAUCAUUGGGUCAAAUGAACGAGAAUAGUGGAGAGAUUUUGGGGAAUAAAAGGCAAAGAAGAGUGAAUAAGGGUAGAGAUGGUGGUGGUGGUGAUGACGGUGGUUAUAAUGGAAUUGGAGGAGAUGGGGUUGAUGGGGGGAGUGUAAGAACAAAAGGGUUGAAGGAGAUUAUCACGACUUUGUUGUUGCUUGAGGAUCAAGAAAAGGGUGAUAAUCAAGAAAGAGAGAGAAUUAGGGUUCAAGAAAAGGGGGAGUUUGAGGAGAAUUAUAAGAAGAGGAGGGAAGUUAUGAUGGAGUGUUAUGAUAAAGUUCAAGGGUUUGAUGAGAAUUUGGAGAAUUCUGAUGGGGUUCGGAAGAGGAAGUCGAGAAGUGUUGUGGCUGCUGCUGCUGCUGCGGUCGUUGGUGAGGUUGGGAAUUCGAGUGAUGUGGCAGGUACUAGUGGAGGUGGGGUUGGAGGUGUUGGAGGUGUUGCGGGUGGCGGUCCGCAGAGACGGCUGUGGGUGAAGAAUAGGUCGAAAGCGUGGUGGGAUCAAUGUAACAGUGCUGAGUUUCCGGAGGAAGAGUUUAAGAAGGCGUUUCGGAUGGGGAAAGAUACGUUUGAGAUGAUUUGUAAUGAGUUAACUUCUGCAGUGGCCAAGGAGAAUACUAUGUUGAGGGAUGCUGUUCCGGUUAGGCAACGUGUGGCGGUUUGUAUAUGGAGGUUAGCAACCGGGGAGCCACUUAGGCUUGUCUCGAAAAGAUUUGGAUUGGGGAUUUCGACUUGUCAUAAGCUUGUACUUGAGGUUUGUUUGGCAAUUAGGACCGUUUUGAUGCCUAAGUAUCUUCAAUGGCCUGAUGAGGAGAAAUUGAAAAAGAUUACAGACGAGUAUGAAUUGGUUUCGGGUAUUCCUAAUGUGGUUGGAGCAAUGUAUACUACACAUAUACCUAUAAUUGCACCUAAGAUUAGUGUGGCAGCUUAUUUCAAUAAGCGUCACACAGAGAGAAAUCAGAAGACUUCUUACUCAAUUACUGUUCAAGGUGUUGUGGAUCCAAAUGGGGUGUUUACUGAUGUGUGUAUUGGUUGGCCGGGUUCUAUGCCUGAUGAUCAGGUUUUGGAGAAAUCUGCGCUUUAUCAGAGAGCUAAUGGAGGGCUUUUGAAAAACAUGUGGAUAGUUGGCAGUUCUGGGUACCCUUUGAUGGACUGGGUGUUGGUCCCUUAUGCACAGCAGCAUUUGACCUGGACUCAACAUGCUUUUAACGAAAAGAUUCGGGAUAUACAGAUGGUUUCGAAAAAUGCAUUUGCGCGGUUGAAAGGAAGGUGGACUUGCUUGCAAAAACGAACAGAAGUGAAACUUCAGGACUUGCCUGUGGUGCUUGGGGCAUGUUGUGUUUUGCACAAUAUCUGUGAGAUGAGGAAUGAGGAGAUGGAUCCAGAGUUAAUUUAUGAGCUUGUGGAUGAUGAGAUGGUUCCUGAGAUUGCAUUGAGGUCGGGAAGUGCAAUCAAGGCAAGGGAUUCAAUUGCUCAUAAUCUUUUGCACCAUAAUCAUGCCGGCACUUCCUUUUUGUCUUGAAUACUUGUUGGAACAUUUUGUACCCUGAAGCGUAUACCUUUAGUUUUUUGUUGUUUGCUUGUGUUAUAUCAUGUAGGACUUUGUUUCGCACUAGAAUGCAUACACAGGAUUCACCACAGUUCCUAUACUUGAAUUAACAACUGACAUAUAUGUAUUGUUAAUUUGUUAUCAUUUUAAUACACAUUACUUGAUUGAAUAUAA